AGAGAGAGAGAGAGAGAGAGAGAGAGAGGCAGAGUGAGGGUGUGCAGGAGAAAAAGUUAUCUGAGCUCCCACAAAUCACUUUGUCACCAGCAAGCUCUGACAAGCACCGGCAGAGGAGGGAGCUCUCAGGCAGACAGGCAGAGUUAAAUAGAGGUGUGAGCAGGGAGGCUGUGGAGAGACUCCGAGGGAGAAGGUGUGAAGUGAAGGAGUUGUGGAGGCAAUGAUCGAGGUGAAAUCCAUGGAUGGAUAGACGGGAGGAGAGGACAGAGACCAGAACCCAAACGUCUCGCCACCUGAGAGGGACUGUUUCUGCUGCUGGAUGAUACUUUCAUUGAAACAGAAGGUGUGUCAAAACUUUAAACUCUGUCAGAAGAGGACGGCGUGUCACUGAUGUCGGCAUUUUCAGUCUUCUGCUAACAGAACUGCUUUGAGCUUCCUUAGACUCGGCCGUCCGCGCACACGGAGGGCACACUACCAUGUUGUCACAUUUGAGAGCGGAGAGACGGAUCGAGAGACAGCUGCUCUGCCUGUGAGGCAGUCAUGAGUCGCAGGCACUGAAAGCAGUUUCUGGUGUGUUGCAGCUGUACGCAGAUCACAUGUUGUUGCUGGUAAAAAGAGGUAGUCAGAGCGGGGAGCAUUACAUGUUUGUCAAAUGCUUUUCUGUAGGAGGAAAUGUAUAAGCCUGUGAUCUGUGUCAAGUAAGUCAGACAAAGUUAAGACUUUAAACGGGCACACCAGACUUUCCCUUCAUUGUGGACAUUUGAUUAGCUGUGAGCCUGACAGAAAUCCCCAAAGAGUUUUAUCUGGGCUGCAAAGGAAGCCCGAGGUCAUCUGACCAAACUUCACAUAAAUAAGAAGACCGAUUUCCCCCCGAACAGAUACACAUGUCUGUUCUCUCUUUCAAGACUGCUUAAAAAGGGAACAUUGAGCUCAAAUCAGCUCAAUUAUUUUAGUUGAUCCUGUAAGUCAAGCAGAACAGGAAGCAGAGAAGCAGUGCCAGGUUAAAAACCCAAGAAUCGAGAUUUCAAGUGAGUGGAACUCUUUUGCUGUCUUCCAGCGCUUCAUUCACAUCGGCUCAGCCGGCCUCAGGGGACUUGUAAUGAGAAACUGCCUGGUGAGCAAUACAGCUGACACGUGGAGUGUAUGCCCUGAAUAAGACACGACUCGGUUAUUGUGGUUCACUGAGGCUUGAAAGACGUCCAUAACACAUGAGCAUAAAACCAGCUCUGCUUCACGCUCCAGACCUUCAGGCUUGUCUUGCUCUAAAAAGUGCUGUUCCAGCCUUUUGACUAUUACUGUGUUGCUGUUUGGAUGUGCCCUGUCAGUGUUUGACAGCUCCGCUCUGGACUCCCCUCAGAGUCUGGGACGUCAUUGUGUUACCUGCGCGGCUGAGUCAGAGGCUGGCUCAUCACUCCAUGUCUGUCUGCCCGGCGAGGUGCACUCCACCUGCCGCCACGCAAAGACGACACAAACACCAGGAGCUUUUUCACGGCAGAAGCAACAGCUGAGGCUCCAGUAGCUGUGAAUUUUCGGGACUCUCUACACUGCGGUGAUUGUUUUGUCGUGUGUAAACACCUUGCGUCAGUCACACCCCGCCACCGAGUGAUUCACUAUUCCCUAAGCAUCUCUGGUGGGAGGCAGGCAGGCGGGCAGGCAGAGUCAAGGUGAGGGAGAGUUUUCUACCAUCCAAAAUGCAGAGGCGGCUGUGCUGUCAAGCUGUCACCAUGAGACUGGCUGUCUUGAUGCUCGUGGUCGUGUACACGGCGGACAACGUGCGCGGCAUGUCUACGUGUAAGACCGUGGACCUGGAGAUGGUGAAGAAAAAGCGCAUCGAGGCCAUCAGGAGCCAGAUCCUCAGCAAGCUGCGGCUGCCAAAAGCGCCCGAGCCGGAUCAAACCGGAGACGAGGAGGACAUCCCGUCCAACCUGCUGUCGGUCUACAACAGCACCAAGGACCUGCUGAAGGAGCAGCAGAUCAAGGUCCAGACGGACAUCCUCGUGGAGCAGGAGGAGGAGGAGUACUUCGCAAAGGUGCUGCACAAGUUCAACAUGACCAAGACGAAUAACAGCGAGCCCACCAAGAACGCCAAAAUCAUCCCCAUGUUCUUCAACAUGUCUGAGAUCCGGGCCAGCGUGGGGGACCACCGUCUGCUGACCAGCGCGGAGCUCCGAAUGCUCAUCAAGACGCCCACCAUCAAUAAGAAAGAGCGAGUGGAGCUGUAUUAUCUUGACCAAUCCACUGCCAUGUACCUCGAGUCCCGCUUCCUGUCCAAUGAGUACAAGGACAAAUGGCUGACCUUUGACGUGGCCAAACCCGUGCGGUUAUGGCUCCAAGGGAACGAUGAUGAGCAGAGCUUCCAGCUGAGGCUGUUCUGCGACUGCACUCAGACCAGCACGGACCGAGGCUUCAGCUUCUCCAUCUCCGGGACCGAGAGCCCCCGGGGCGACCAGGGGACUCUCCUGAAGCUGACGCAGCAGCCGCCCUACAUCCUCACCAUGUCGAUCCCUCAGAACACCAGCAGCCACCUCAGCUCACGCAGGAAACGCUCCACCGACGCCAGGGACACCUGUUCAGCCCAAACAGAGACCUGCUGCGUGAGGAGCCUCUACAUCGACUUUAGGAAGGAUCUGGGCUGGAAGUGGAUCCACAAGCCAACAGGUUACUACGCCAACUACUGCAUGGGGUCCUGCACCUACAUCGGAAAUGCCGAAAACAAAUAUUCCCAGAUUCUGGCUCUGUAUAAGCACCACAACCCGGGAGCCUCUGCACACCCCUGCUGCGUUCCCCAGGCUCUGGAGCCUCUGCCAAUCCUCUACUACGUGGGCAGGCAACACAAGGUGGAGCAGCUCUCCAAUAUGAUCGUGAAGUCCUGCAAGUGUAGCUAAAGAUCCAGGACGGCGCGCCGUGCCUCGUUUCGAACACGGAGGGAUUCAACGAGCUGCGUUUCAGACUACAAAGGAGAGUGUGUGACUGGAAUAAAGGAAAAAAAAAAGAUAAUGUGGACGAGGAGAACUAAGUAUUUGAAGUCGUCUCCAAGGUUUCUCCCGCAAGCUCUGCCAUUAUCUUGUUGGACACACGUCAAACCACGGAUGUCGUUUUAAAAAAUGGAUUUUAAGGCUUUUUUUUUGUACAUACUUUCUCUUUUAAGUAGUAAUUAAAAAAAACACUGCCUUGUUUUAAUUUAUUUGUAAGGGUGGAUUGGGGACCACAAGGUGAUGCAGUGGUUAGCACUCACACCUCACAGUGAGACGAUCCCCAGUUUGAUCCCAGAGUUGGGGGCUUUUCUGUGUGUAUUUUGCAUGUUCUCCCUGUGUGUCUGUAAGUUUUGGUCCUCCUGCUGACUGAAGAUGAUUCUUCGGUUUGGUUCUUCGUUGACUCUAAACAUGCCCGCUGUGUGCAUGUCUGUGUGUGUGUGUGUGUGUGUGUUUGUGUGUGUGUGUGUGUGUGCUUGUCCUGCCUCAGGUCCAGCGUCAGCUGGGGUCGGUCCCGCUCAUCCGACCCGACACUGGACGCCUCAAGUUAAGUUUUGAUCUCGGAAUCUGGUGUGAAUCCUAAAGUGUGUCCGGAGUAAAAAACAAAGCAAAACAAAAGAACGAGUCAAGUCUACUCUACAAGUUGUAAUGACUUGUGAAAAUGGAUGAAUGGAGCUAUUGACAUGUACCACGCUUAAACAAAAACAACCCGGACAAAGAAACACCCUACAAUAACAAAGAUGGACUCUAAAGAAGAACUUUUGGUUUCGCAAAUGAAUGCCUGGGAGGCUUCCUUCUGCCACAUCAGCCUCCAAAGCAGGUGAAAAGGUGCUAAAUCCCAGGUGGAAAACCGAGGCUGUCGGGGUUUUCCUGGAAGAUAACAGGUGUUUUUUUGAAAAGAGCCACAUGGUAAACACAGGCUGACCCAGGGGAACUCCCUCCUCACUGGAAGGCCGGACUCGUCAGCAAAACUUUCACAGGGACCGUCCGUCCGUCGGUUGAGUUUGCUCUGUUUGGUUUGCAGCCCGUGCGAUCCCGGCAGUGCCGUUGUGUGUGUUUGUGCUGAUAACUGAGCGUCAGUCCGUCCUUGAAGCCUCCUGAUGUGUCAGAGCUGAGAGCAACGAGCGUGACGACGCCAUGUUUGUUUCUCCCGGCGGGGAUUUACAGCCCCGGCGGUGUGUUUAGGGUCCGGGCAUGCGGCUGUUCAGGAGGGAAGUUUUCUUCUAACCAUCAAGGUAAAUUAUUUCCUUUUAACUGCAGGAGUUUUUUUUUUUUCUUUUUGUUUUUAGUCACACCUUUCUCAUAAAUCAAGAACUGAUCAGUUUGUAUACUAUCCUGUAGGAAUUCAAGAACAACACUUUCUCCAGUUUUUGUUUCAUAUUUUUAUAGUGCACUUACUAUUUUAAAUUUCAAUUUGUAAAUACUUUUUUUUUUUAAUUGAAAUAAACAUGUUAAAUUAUC
This is a messenger RNA of Salarias fasciatus (jewelled blenny), 4433 nucleotides long. It is a transcript of the gene tgfb1a, whose product is annotated as transforming growth factor, beta 1a. Lineage: Eukaryota; Metazoa; Chordata; Actinopteri; Blenniiformes; Blenniidae. The transcript has 6 exons. The record is from RefSeq and is a predicted model, not a curated record. Gene Ontology annotation, cellular component: extracellular region. Gene Ontology annotation, biological process: transforming growth factor beta receptor signaling pathway; regulation of cell population proliferation. Gene Ontology annotation, molecular function: cytokine activity; growth factor activity; transforming growth factor beta receptor binding. The coding region runs from base 1692 to 2885 and encodes 397 amino acids.